AAGAUUAAAAUCAUUCACAGCCACAAAUGUUUCAGAACUUCGACAUGUAUAUGAAAAGAGAGCUAUCUUGCAGCUCUUGCUUCUGCUUCACAUCACAACUAUUCAGUGAAAACGUGUAGAGAGAGAGCACUGUGUUUUCUGUUUUCUGGAGGAUCGAUCAGAAGCAAAAAUGGCGGAACCAAAGCUGAGCAGCAUAAAGGACAAUAGGUGGUCACUCCAUGGCAAGACAGCACUUGUGACAGGAGGCACCCGAGGCAUUGGACAUGCCAUCGUAGAGGAACUGGCAGAAUUUGGUGCAGCUAUUCAUAUAUGUUCACGAAAGCAAGAUGAUAUUGAUAAGUGUUUGGAAGAGUGGAAGAAGAAGGGAUUCAACGUCUCUGGUUCAGUCUGUGAUGUCAAACAUAGCCACCAACGACAGAAGCUUAUGGAAACUGUUUCCUCAAUCUUCCACGGAAAGCUUAACAUUAUGGUGAACAAUGCAGCGAUAGAAAUAACAAAGGACAUAUCAGAUCACACUGCUGAAGAUGUAUCAACUAUAAUGGCUAUAAAUUUUGAGUCUGUGUUUCAUUUGACUCAACUUGCACACCCACUUCUUAAACAAUCUGGAUGUGGGAGCAUAGUAUUCAUUUCAUCCAUUGCUGGUUCAAAAGCUCUUCCAGCUUUAUCUGCUUAUUCAGCCACUAAAGGAGCUAUGGAUAUAUUCACUAAGAGUGUAGCAUUGGAGUGGGCAAAGGAUAACAUUCGCGCAAAUGCUGUAGCACCUGGACCAAUUUGGACUCCACUCUUUGAAUCUUUCAGGGAAAAUCUUGAACCGAAAGAGCGUGAUGCUAUUACAUCCACGGUAUUUUUGGGUCGUGUAGGAGAAACCAGGGAAGUAUCACCACUCGUUGCUUUCCUUUGUCUUCCAGUUGCAUCAUACAUCACUGGCCAAAUUUUCUAUGCUGAUGGCGGUUUGACAUCUUAAAUUUCAAUUAGUGACUUCGCAAUUAAUUAAGACUCACUUCUAUCCUUUGAAUUGCUUACUAUCAUUGGUCGGCCAUCUUCUCCAUUUAUAUCUUAAGUUUUUAUUAGGUUAAAAUACUCUAUUGGUCCACCUUUUUAUACCAAAAUCUCAAAUAGGUUUUAAGAUUUUUUUUUUAGCUUCAAAUGGAUCCACAUUUUUUUAGUGUCAAUUAUGUUCAUAGGUCUUAAAUUUUCAAAAUUAUGGACCUCAUUGAGACUAAAAAAAUUCUUAAAACUUAUUUGAGAUUUUGGUACAAAAACGUAGACCAAUAAAAUAUUUUAACUUUCUUAUUAUAAGCAUCGUCUAACAUCAUGCAUGUAUUUGACCCGUAUGUAUCUUAUGCCCAAUUUUUUGCUUAAUAAUUAUAUAGAUGUCGGUGAUAUUACAUGAAUUAAA
This is a messenger RNA of Vigna unguiculata (cowpea), 1399 nucleotides long. Its product is annotated as tropinone reductase homolog. Gene Ontology annotation, molecular function: oxidoreductase activity. The record is from RefSeq and is a predicted model, not a curated record. Lineage: Eukaryota; Viridiplantae; Streptophyta; Magnoliopsida; Fabales; Fabaceae.